Messenger RNA from Camponotus floridanus (Florida carpenter ant), 1083 nucleotides. RefSeq names its product dehydrogenase/reductase SDR family member 4. The coding region runs from base 190 to 1020 and encodes 276 amino acids. The record is from RefSeq and is a predicted model, not a curated record. The transcript is spliced from 5 exons. Lineage: Eukaryota; Metazoa; Arthropoda; Insecta; Hymenoptera; Formicidae. Gene Ontology annotation, molecular function: carbonyl reductase (NADPH) activity.
CAACAAGUAACUUAUUUCUUUUCACGUGCCCCUCUCCGAUUUCUUUCUGAUAUCACAUAUUUUUUUAUCACGAGAUUGCAUAUAAUUAAAAAUUGGAAAGAUAAUGCGCAGUCUAUUUCUAUAAGUCAUGAUUAGUAAUAUUCUAUCGCAUUACGAAGAACGUUGUGUUUCACGAUUUUUACGAGAAAGAUGUUGCGUACUGCAAUAAACCUGAGUGUCCGAACUUUCCGUACUAAUGCAUCUUCUUCGAUAAAAUGCAACCGAUUAGAGGGAAAAGUCGCAGUGGUGACAGCAUCUACAGAUGGAAUAGGAUUUUCCAUAGCGAAACGUUUAGCACAAGAAGGUGCUAAAGUAAUGAUCAGCAGUCGUAAGGAAUCGAAUGUGAAAAAAGCUGUGGAAGAACUUCAGUCCGAGGGAUUACAAAUUGAAGGUACUGUCUGCCAUGUGGCAAAGGCAGAAGAUAGAAAAAAUUUGUUUGAAAAAACAAAAGCAAAUUUUGGAGGUUUGGAUAUUCUGGUAUCUAACGCAGCUGUUAAUCCAACACCUGACUUUGUAUUAGUACAGAGCACUGAGGAAGUAUGGGACAAAAUUUUUGAUAUCAAUGUCAAAUCUACAUUCUUGCUUAUAAAAGACUCUUUGCCGCUUCUUAAAUGCAGUAAAUCACCUUCUAUUAUUAUCAUAUCUUCAGCUGCUGCUUAUAGUAAUCCUUAUAGUUCACUAGGAAUAUAUUCAAUUAGCAAGACUGCUUUACUGGGUCUAACUAAAAUUACUGCAAGAGACCUUGCAUCCGAUGGAAUUCGUGUAAAUUGUAUUGCACCAGGAAUAAUAAAGACUAGAUUUUCAAAACUGUUGUACAAAUCGGAGGAAUCUCAUGAUGUUGCUGUAUCACAAAUUAGUAUGAGAAGACUAGGAAUGCCGGAUGAGAUUGGAAGUGUAGCUGCAUUUUUAGCAAGUAGUGAUGCUUCUUACAUUACUGGGGAAACUAUAGUGGCAUCGGGUGGUAUGGUGUCAAGACUCUGAACUUAUUUUAUAGUAAUUUUAUACAUACUGGAUACAUUAUUUACAUAACAUAUCUCUAGCCUU